This is a messenger RNA of Apis florea (little honeybee), 7324 nucleotides long. RefSeq names its product Ca[2+]-channel protein alpha[[1]] subunit D (gene Ca-alpha1D). Lineage: Eukaryota; Metazoa; Arthropoda; Insecta; Hymenoptera; Apidae. Gene Ontology annotation, cellular component: voltage-gated calcium channel complex; membrane. Gene Ontology annotation, biological process: calcium ion import across plasma membrane. Gene Ontology annotation, molecular function: high voltage-gated calcium channel activity. The record is from RefSeq and is a predicted model, not a curated record.
AUGAGCGCGGGGGGGGAUGGGGGCUGGGUUGGCCCCCCUGAGCUGGCGGGGGCCCAGCCGACUGCCGCGACCCCCCCCAUCCUUGGCCGGAAUCCCGAAACUGGCCAGGACGGACAGCAGGCCGCCACCGCGCAGUCUCAGACGGGGCAGACUCUUGGGACCAGCACAGGUGCCGCUGCCGCCGCCGCCGCUGCUGCCGCCGCGGCCAAAUCUGCUACCAAAAGGCCGGCUCGCAGAGGUGGUAAAGCGCCGCCCGACAGACCAAACAGGACCCUCUUUUGUUUACCCCUUAAGAAUCCCCUUCGAAAAAUGUGCAUCGACGUCGUCGAAUGGAAACCUUUCGAGUGGCUUAUUCUCAUGACGAUAUUCGCCAACUGCAUCGCCCUUGCGGUCUACACACCGUAUCCCUACGGCGAUUCUAAUUUGACCAACCAAUAUUUGGAAAAAAUAGAGUAUAUAUUUCUUGUGAUUUUUACGGUCGAGUGCGUUAUGAAGAUCAUCGCUUACGGCUUCGUGGCUCACCCCGGGGCUUAUCUUCGAAACGGCUGGAACAUAUUAGAUUUCUCGAUAGUAGUGAUAGGAAUGGUGAGCACGGUGUUAUCCGUGCUGAUGAAGGAAGGAUUCGACGUGAAAGCGUUAAGGGCAUUUCGGGUGCUACGACCUCUCAGGCUGGUUUCAGGAGUACCAAGUCUGCAAGUGGUCCUAAACUCUAUUUUAAGAGCGAUGAUACCCCUCCUCCACAUCGCUCUCCUCGUUCUGUUCGUCAUCAUUAUUUACGCCAUCAUCGGCCUCGAGCUCUUCUCCGGCAAGAUGCACAAAACGUGCAGGCACAAUAUGACCGAUGCGAUCAUGGACGAUCCAGUUCCUUGCGGGCCGGGCGGCUACCAGUGCGACAACGUGGGAUCCGACUAUUAUUGCAGCAAGCAAUUUUGGGAGGGGCCGAAUUGGGGCAUCACGAAUUUCGACAACUUCGGCCUGGCCAUGUUGACCGUCUUCCAAUGCGUCACCCUCGAGGGCUGGACCGAAGUGCUUUACAACAUCGAGGACGCGAUGGGAAGCUCGUGGCAGUGGAUUUAUUUCAUCUCCAUGGUCAUACUUGGGGCUUUCUUCGUUAUGAAUCUGAUUCUCGGUGUUCUGUCCGGCGAGUUCUCAAAGGAGAGGGAGAAGGCGAAGGCGAGGGGCGACUUUCACAAAUUGAGGGAGAAACAGCAGAUCGAGGACGAUCUGAGAGGUUAUCUGGACUGGAUCACGCAGGCGGAGGACAUCGAGCCGGAGACCGACGAGCCGAAAAUGCAGGACGGGAAGACGAAACAACAGAGCGAAAUGGAGAGCACGGACCAAUUGGAGGGUGACGAGGAAGGGGUGCAACAGGAAUCUCUGUGGAGAAGGAAAAAGCUGGAUUUCGAUAGAGUGAACAGAAGGAUGAGGAGGGCCUGCAGGAAAGCCGUUAAGUCGCAAGUUUUCUAUUGGUUGAUCAUAGUGUUGGUUUUCCUGAAUACCGGCGUCCUUGCGACCGAGCACUACAAUCAACCUCAUUGGUUGGACGAUUUUCAAGAAAUCACCAAUAUGUUUUUCAUCGCGUUGUUUUCCAUGGAAAUGAUGCUGAAAAUGUAUAGCUUAGGAUUCCAAGGUUACUUUGUCUCGUUGUUCAAUCGUUUCGAUUGUUUCGUCGUGAUCGGCUCGAUCACCGAGAUGAUCCUCACGAAUACUCACGUGAUGCCACCGCUCGGCGUUUCCGUUCUCCGUUGCGUCCGGUUACUCAGGGUAUUUAAAGUGACAAAAUAUUGGAGGUCGUUGUCGAAUUUGGUGGCUUCCCUUUUAAACUCUAUACAAUCGAUCGCGUCUCUGUUGCUUCUGCUCUUCCUUUUUAUCGUGAUCUUUGCCCUUCUGGGUAUGCAGGUGUUUGGCGGAAAAUUCAAUUUUAACGUUUUAGAGAACAAACCUCGUCACAAUUUCGACAGUUUCUGGCAAAGUUUGCUGACCGUCUUUCAGAUACUAACCGGCGAAGAUUGGAACGCCGUUAUGUACGAUGGGAUCAGAGCGUACGGCGGUGUUUCGAGCUUUGGCAUGCUCGCCUGUUUCUACUUCAUCAUUCUCUUUAUAUGCGGUAAUUAUAUCCUGCUGAACGUGUUCUUGGCUAUCGCUGUUGACAACCUUGCGGACGCCGAAUCGUUAACUGCCAUCGAAAAGGAAGCCGAGGAAGAGGCGGAGAAAAAUAAAUCUCACAGCGCCUCGCCGACCAGGGACAAAGAUAGCGGGGAACAAGGCGAUGACGGUGGCGAGGGAACCGGGGCCGAGGACGAAGGUGGCGGGACCGAUCUUGAACACGAUCCGAACGAGACGAUGGAGGAUUACGAGGCAGCUGUCGAUACUGAAACGUCGGAGAAAAGCGACGACAUGAAUACUCACGCCAAGGUACGAUUGAACAUAGAAUCGGACGAGGAGGUGGAGGAGGAGGAGGAGGUGGAGCACAAUGAGAUGCACGACGAUGGGACGGAGCAAGGAGUGUCUGCCAGGCCGCGAAGGAUGUCCGAAUUUAACAUGGCCACCAAGAAACAACCGAUUCCGGCCGGUUCGGCUUUCUUCAUUUUCUCGCAAACGAACAGAAUUCGAAUAUUCUGCCACUGGCUGUGCAAUCACAGCUACUUCGGCAACGUGAUCCUCGUGUGCAUCAUGAUAUCCUCGGCUAUGCUGGCGGCCGAGGAUCCUUUACGCGCCUCCUCCCCCAGAAACUUGGUUUUGCAGAAGUUCGACUAUUUCUUCACCACUGUAUUCACGAUCGAGAUCUGUUUAAAGAUGAUCUCCUACGGUUUCAUUAUACACGAGGGUGCAUUCUGCCGAUCGGCGUUCAACUUGCUCGAUCUUCUGGUCGUGUGCUCCUCUCUGAUCUCAAUGUCUUUCAGUUCCGGGGCAUUCUCCGUCGUCAAAGUUCUUCGCGUGCUGCGCGUGUUGAGGCCUCUACGCGCCAUCAAUCGUGCCAAGGGAUUAAAGCACGUAGUACAGUGCGUCAUCGUAGCGGUAAAGACUAUCGGAAACAUAGUCCUCGUCACCAGCCUCCUGCAGUUCGUGUUCGCCGUCGUUGGCGUACAACUGUUCAAGGGAAAAUUUUUCUAUUGUACCGAUGCAUCGAAAAUGACCAAGGAGGAAUGCCAGGGUACGUAUCUCGAAUUCGAGAACGGUAAUAUCAAUAAGCCAAUCAUGAAGGAGAGAAAUUGGUGCCAGCAACGUUUCCAUUUUGACGACGUUGCGAAAGCGAUGCUUACGCUUUUCACCGUGUCGACGUUCGAAGGUUGGCCGUCAUUACUAGACUACUCGAUCGACUCUAACAAGGAGGAUCAUGGACCAAUUCAUAAUUUUCGACCGAUAGUGGCCGCGUACUACAUCAUUUACAUCAUUAUCAUAGCAUUCUUCAUGGUGAACAUCUUCGUUGGUUUCGUUAUUGUCACUUUCCAGAACGAGGGUGAGCAAGAGUACAAAAACUGCGAGCUCGAUAAAAAUCAGCGGAAUUGCAUCGAGUUUGCGUUAAAGGCGAAACCAGUACGAAGAUACAUACCGAAGCAUCGAAUACAGUACAAAGUGUGGUGGUUCGUCACAUCUCAGCCGUUCGAGUACACCAUUUUCACUCUGAUCAUGAUCAACACCGUGACGCUAGCGAUGAAGUUUUAUCGACAACCGGAAAUCUACACGCAAGCAUUAGACGUUCUUAAUAUGAUCUUCACAGCGGUGUUUGCCCUCGAGUUUAUCUUUAAAUUGGCGGCCUUUCGAUUUAAGAACUAUUUCGGGGACGCUUGGAACGUUUUCGACUUCAUCAUAGUUCUCGGAAGUUUCAUCGACAUCGUCUACUCCGAGGUUAAUCCUGGUUCGACUAUCAUUUCCAUCAAUUUUUUCCGGUUGUUUCGAGUGAUGCGACUAGUCAAAUUGUUGAGCAGAGGGGAAGGUAUAAGAACGCUUCUCUGGACAUUUAUCAAAUCUUUCCAAGCUCUGCCCUACGUAGCAUUAUUAAUCAUAAUGCUAUUUUUCAUUUAUGCCGUGAUAGGCAUGCAGGUAUUUGGAAAAAUAGCAAUCGACGAUGAGACGUCGAUAAAUCGAAACAACAAUUUUCAAUCGUUCCCGCAAGCGGUAUUGGUCCUGUUUCGAUCGGCUACAGGCGAAUCUUGGCAGGAAAUAAUGAUGGACUGUUCGGUGCAACCGGGUAAAGUAAAAUGCGAUCCGAACAGCGACGAAGCGCUCAACACAAAUGGCUGUGGAUCCGACAUUGCAUUUCCCUACUUUAUAUCUUUCUACGUUUUAUGCUCGUUCCUCAUCAUCAAUCUGUUCGUCGCCGUAAUCAUGGAUAAUUUCGAUUACUUGACGAGAGAUUGGUCCAUCCUGGGUCCCCACCAUUUGGACGAGUUUAUUCGUCUCUGGUCCGAGUACGACCCCGACGCCAAAGGUCGUAUCAAGCAUCUGGACGUGGUCACUCUUCUCAGAAAGAUAUCUCCGCCGUUGGGUUUCGGUAAACUCUGCCCUCACCGCGUCGCAUGUAAAAGACUAGUCUCGAUGAACAUGCCGUUGAACAGCGACGGUACGGUUCUGUUCAACGCGACACUGUUCGCCGUGGUGAGAACCUCGUUAAGGAUCAAAACCGAGGGGAAUAUCGAUGACGCGAAUGCCGAGCUGAGAGCGGUGAUCAAGAAAAUUUGGAAAAGAACCAGUCCCAAACUUCUGGACCAAGUGGUCCCGCCUCCAGGCGGCGACGACGAGGUGACCGUUGGUAAAUUUUACGCCACAUUUUUGAUCCAAGACUACUUCAGAAGGUUCAAGAAGCGGAAAGAGCAAGAAAUGAAGGACGGCGACAAAGAGUGUCACAAUACCGUCACGCUUCAGGCCGGUCUAAGAACUUUGCACGAGGCCGGACCCGAAUUGAAGAGGGCCAUUUCAGGGAAUUUGGAAGAACUUUUGGACGACAAUCCGGAACCUAUGCACAGGAGGAAUCAUUCGUUGUUCGGCAGCGUUUGGUCGAGUAUGAGGAAAGGGCAUCACAGUUUCAAUCGGGCCAGAUCGUUGAAGGUGAACUCGACGAGCAAGGCUUCCCCGACAAAUUCCAUCGACUUCGUGCCGUACUCGUCGUUCCACAGAGGUGGUGGGGAUCCAUCGAAUCAAAUUACCGCGAGAUCUCAUCAAGUGGUGCCGAACGUAGCAGGCGGUUUGAGCGACAGCGCGAUGAACCAAAUGGGGAUCGACCCUAAGUUGACCGGUAUCGAGGAGAGCAUACCGCUGAGACCGUUGGCCGUGUUCGGGAAUCCCGUCCAGCAACAAUCCUAUCACCACACUUCCUACAAAGUACUCGAGUGUUGCCCGUGUCGCGCGGUGCGUCCAAUGCGCGUCGACCUCGUCGCGGCUGCUCGAACCAGUGUACAGGACGGAAUCGAGCGGCAGCUGACGCCACCGACGCCACCACCCCGAAGGAACCUACCGCCACCACCACCACCAUCACCACCACCACUACCACAACCCCACUCCAUUGAUCCUGCAAGCACCGGCACUCCGCUGCUGCACUCCGCGCAAGUCUCGUCCGGCAAGUCGGCCAGCGCGACCACCUCGAUCGCCACGUGCACCAACACGUCGACCGCAACCAGCAGCCCCAGCCUCGGAUCGUCCUCCAACGGGAUACGAUGUUACGCGACCAGGGGUUGCUGCGUCGAUUGUGCCGUCUGGAGUAAUCAUGCCAUAGAUCGCGAGGAGUUUGGGGAUUCGUCGGCUACGACGAGCGAGUACAGCGAAGAAUCCGGUGGAUCGAGAGGCUCGGCAGGCUCGAGAGGUUCCGGAGUGUCUAGCAACGGUUGGAGCAACUCGGAAAAGAUUGGUGGAGGGGGAGGAGGAGGAGGGGGAGGAUCGCUGAGGCAGGAAUUGGCGGUAGCGUCUCGGUGCCGGGUUCAGAGUGGACGCGAUCCGUUGGUCGGCAAGUCAGCGCCCUCUAGUUUUCGAAAGCGGGAGGGUACAGGUGGUGGUGGACAGUCGGGCAGCUCGACCACGUCCGCGAGCACCGGAUUCGCGCGCAGUGUCGCCAACGGCCUCAAGCUCGCCCAAACCCAGGCGAUCGCUGUGGCCGGCUUCCUUGCCGACGUGGACUCGCGACACGACCGAAUCUGCGCCUCCUGCCUGUCGCAUCGGGCCUCUUACCACGGCAGAGUUUCCUGGGCUGGAGAGAGUAACGGAAGCAUCGGCGCAGAGCGCCUGUCCCACAGCUUGCCAGGCAGCCCAGCCGAUCGGAAGCCCAAUUUCGAGGUGAUAGGGAGCGCGGAGAGCCUAGUCGGCCGGGUUCUGGUGGAACAAGGAUUGGGCAAGUACUGCGACCCGGAUUUCGUGAGGUACACGUCGCGAGAGAUGCAGGAAGCGUUGGACAUGACGCGAGAAGAGAUGGAUCGAGCGGCUCACCAGCUUCUCCUUCAGGAACGUCGCGGGCAACCGUUGUCCUAUCAAUUGCAGCAGGGAAUGGACCAACAAUGGACGUCGUCCUAUCAGCCAAGCCAAUCGACGGGAAUCGGGUAUCAACCUUUGCAAGAGCAACAAUCGUCCGGACAGCCGCGACAAUAUCGAUCGUAUUAUCGCGGUGGUGGACAAGCGACCACGACCUCGGAUCCGUCGUCGAUCCAGCAACAACAACAGCAGCAGCAGCAACAACAGCAGCAGCAGCCACCGCCGUCUUAGCGACGCGUCCAUCGGCCGAUAGAUCUUAGUGUUCCUAACUCGUUCACCUUCGUCGAACGAGAUCAAGUUUCGUCCCGGAUCGAUCGUCGCGGCUAGAACGAAGAGCGAAACGAAACAGUGACCGCGAUCUCUUCGAUGUUCCCUUUCUCUCGUUACGUGUGUAACGAAGCGUAACGAAGAGGGGAACGAGAGAGGUCGGGUAGGGGUGAUUGUGGAAAAGAAAUGAACGCGGGCGCAAGCAAUAAAAAAAGCAACGAGAGCAACGAGCGUUCACGCGUCCAAGAAAGGGAGAUGGGGAUUGGAAUCGAUUAUUUUUCGGAAAGGAAAUCGAUCGUGCGCGAUCCUUUCCGAUUCGAGGGAGAGUAUGGCGCGUCGCGCAAACACUAUCACGACGACGAUGACGUGAGAAAUGAGAGAGAAACUCGUCGCGAACGAUUAAUCCUUAUUGCUCUCGUUCUUAAUAACUUAUUCCUUCGAUUACCGUUGUUUAGGAUAUAAAUUGAACUCACUAUUGCUCUUCGUACGAUGGAUUACUAGAUGAGAUAACAAGUGCCUAAGUAUCUGUAACUUCUUUCGGACCAGAGAAGACUUUUAUCAACUGAGACAAAAAAAAAAAUACUAUUACCGCGAAUUA